AUGACCCAUCUCGACCUCUUCCUGCAAAAGGGACCACCUGAUGGCAACCACACCGCCGGUCUGGAGGAGCUCCGGCGUGUAGUCUUGCUCGACGGUAUACCCGCCAACGCCGACGGCAUGGUACGUCACGAGCACCUAUCUCACCUGACGACGAUAUGUAUCAUGAUGUGCAUACUGACCAAUCAACAGUCCGAACUUCGCGUCUACGUCUGGCUCAUCCUCCUCAACGCGCCCCCACUCAAGGCAGAGCAAUACCUCGAUCUCGUCCAACUCGGCGCCUCACCAGCCUAUGCCAAGAUCCGCAACGACACCUUCCGCACAUUGACCACCGAUCCCCUCUUCCGCCGCCGCGUGACAGAGAACAGUCUGACCCGAGUCCUCAACGCCAUUGCCUGGAAACUUCACAACGCCAACGAAGCCCGAGUCAAUGGCUGGAUGUCGCCCCCGACUCUCCCUGUACCCAAGAGCCUCGAUGGCACCGACCACGUGUUUCACUCGCCCGACUCGGUCAACACCAAGCACCCUCUUGGCUCCGUCACCGGCACCGACGGCUCGGAGUCCGGCGACGCAACCUCGACUCAUAUCGGCUACGUACAGGGAAUGAAUGUCAUGGCAGCCCCUUUCUUGUAUGCCGCUCGCAGCGAGGCCGAAGCAUUCGCUGCAUUCGACCGCUGCAUCACACACGAAUGUCCUGCAUACGUGCGCGGAAGUAUGGACGGUGUCCACAACGGCCUUGCCCUCAUCGACCAGAUCUUGGCUAUCGUAGACCCCAAGUUGGCUUCUCACAUGAUGAGCAAAGGCAUGAAGGCCGAGAUCUAUGCCUUUCCCAGUGUACUGACACUUUGCGCCUGCACCCCGCCAUUGCCCGAAGUUUUACAGCUAUGGGACUUCCUGUUCGCCUACGGACCUCAUCUGAACCUGCUCUGCAUCGUCUCGCAGUUGGUGCUGAUACGAGACUCGUUGCUAAACAGUCAAACGUGAGUCCAUGCGCACGACCUUCUCAAAACACCUCGCUGACAAUUGCCUAGACCCAAGCCUGACUUCAAGCCUCUUCGAGCUCGCAAGGUUAUCGACUACACCGUAAACUUUGCGCGCAAGAUUCCGGCCGAUCUGUACGAGCAGAUGCUCGUCCACGCCAAGUAG
Lecanosticta acicola is the source of this 1143-nucleotide messenger RNA. NCBI's taxonomy places the organism in Eukaryota, Fungi, Ascomycota, Dothideomycetes, Mycosphaerellales, Mycosphaerellaceae. The record is from the annotation of a GenBank genome assembly.